Molecule: messenger RNA, 1164 nt
Organism: Lineus longissimus
Lineage: Eukaryota; Metazoa; Nemertea; Pilidiophora; Heteronemertea; Lineidae
Product: dnaJ homolog subfamily B member 9-like
Exons: 4
Coding region: 100-726 (208 amino acids)
Biological process (GO): protein refolding
Cellular component (GO): cytoplasm
Source: RefSeq, a predicted model, not a curated record
GACGUCACUUUCGUAUGUGGCAGGAAACAGCCGGUUGUACAUGUAAUGUCAUUCUCAGAUAUAAGAAAGAAAACAUGAUUAUUACUAAGAGUAGGAUUAAUGAUACAUGGUGUUAAAAGGUCACCAAACCCCAAUACAAUGCAGUUGGAAUUCCUCCUUCUCCUUACUCUAAUUGCCAUAGUAUCGUCGACUGAUUACUACGAAUUACUAGGAAUAAGAAGAAAUGCUUCAAAUAGGGACAUAAAGAAGGCGUACCGUAAAAUGGCCUCAAAGUAUCAUCCGGAUAAAAACCAAGGAGACAAGGAUGCUGAACGAAAGUUUAUGGAAUUAUCAAAAGCCCAAGAAACACUACUCGACGACGAGAAACGGGGCAUCUACGACCGAUUCGGAAAGGCUGGCCUGGCAGGGAAUGGCCGAUACACACAGUUCCAUCGUAGCUACGACUUCCACGAUGUAUUUGCUGAUUUCGAUGAACUACAUCGUGCCCAGCAUCACGGCAGAGCAGCUCGCCAGGGCUAUAGGUUCAACUUUGGAGACAUUUUUGGUGACGACCAUGAUGACGUCCCCGAGGACCUCUCUGACGACCGUUUUGGGUUUGGGGAAUUCGAAAACGCAGGAUUCUUUAGUAGUAGCUAUCGACAACAGGAAACACGAGGUUCACGUAAAUGCCGUACUGUGAGGCGACAAAUGGGAAACAUCAUGAUGACAUCAACAGAGUGCAGCUGAUUCUUGUGUUAGGAGAAAAUGGACUCAAGCAAAACAUCCUCAGUGUGAAGUGGAUAACAUGUCCGUGGCGAUAUUAAACCAAGGCUCUAGGGUUGGUUCGAUAUGUUCUGGAGCUGAAUCUAAAGCAGUAUUAUGAAUAUGAACCUCUCGGCUGUCAGAUUGGUGCAGUAAACACAUCAGCACCUGUCACCUCCAAAGUGCCCGGUUUGAUUCUGCGGUCGAUCCUAGUCACACUCAUGUGAUAGAGCAUAGAGAGGGUGCAUUAGAACGAUGUCGGUCGGUCUCGAAUCACACCCAAGGCUCAGAGACAAAACGGUGUAUUUUGUUGUCAGAAAGACGAAAACCGGACGUUUUCAUAUCUACUUGGGAUGGCAGGUUGCCCGUGCGAUGACUAAAUUGAAAGAAUAAACUAAGUCAGUAUAUGUAUCCCAUUUUCAA